CCUAUAUCUCGACGACCACUCACGCAACCACAAGCAGUCUGUCAGUAUCAUGAGGGAGUUGCAAUGUUCAACUGGCAUAAAUGCGCGGGUGCUCGUCGACUUCCGUCCAGGAACAAGAGAUGCCCGAGAGAAACUUCGAUGGGCGUCGAACCAUCACACCACGAGGGAGGGGGACAUCGCCUACUCUUUGUUCGGCAUUUUUUAUGUCAAACUUCCGGAGACAAAAGACAAAAGGCGCUCGGACGACUCUUGUAGGAGAUCAUAGCCCAUUCGGGCGACAUCACAGCCCUUGAUUGGGUGGGACAAUCGUCCAGCUUCAACAACAACAACUAUCUGCCAGCCGACAUUUUCUCAUACGAGACUCUGUUAUAUACACUGCUGUCUCUAUCCGAAGACCACGAGAUGCAGAAUUCGGUCUCCACGCUG
Suillus subaureus is the source of this 426-nucleotide messenger RNA. RefSeq lists its product as uncharacterized. Lineage: Eukaryota; Fungi; Basidiomycota; Agaricomycetes; Boletales; Suillaceae. The transcript has a single exon. The record is from RefSeq and is a predicted model, not a curated record. The coding region runs from base 50 to 265 and encodes 71 amino acids.